CGUUCAGAGUGAAGACAGGCAUUUCCAUCUAUCUCUGUAUUUCCAUAUCUUGUCACAUCAUCUUACCAAUCCUUACAUUAAUUCCAUAGGGUAGGUACUAAUUAUCUUAGUUUCACAGUUGAGGAAACUGAAUUUGCCUUAAUAAGAGGCCAAGCUGGGAGGUGGCCUUGACAGUAUUUGACUUCAAAACCCAGACCUGUAACCUCUAUAUUCGUUGCCUCAUUUUCUUAAAUUUAACGGCAUGCUAUUUCCCCAUGUUUAACCACCAUUUCUGAUUCAUUUACUCAGCCAUUUAUCCAAUAAAUAGAUAUUGAGUUCCUGCUGUGUGUCGGCAACUAAAGCAGCAAGUAAAUAAAAAUAAGCCCCUCCAUGUGCUACGCAAAAGAUGAAAAACUGAGCGGGUCUAUUCUAUCAAUAGUUCUGGGAGCCCUGACCACACAACUCCGAAACACUUGCACAAACUGCUCUAAUUGCGCACCCAGCCGGCCUCCAGCCAGGCCUUCCCUUCUCAUCCAGAAAUGGGAUUUUGCACUUCAACCGGACUUCUACCCCCAGGGGUUUCAACUGUCACAGACCAAGACUGGGAAGGGUUGUGCCUGGCUCAGACCAGGCUCAAGGCGGCAAGGGGACACAUCUUCCUGCACCCGGCGGCACGUUUUCUUAACCCAAGUGGGGAGACCCGGCCUCAAGAAUGUUUUCAGCAGGGCUUGUACGACCAGGUGCAAACCCCCACUCUUCUUCCGCGUGGAAGUCGAAACGAACAUCACGUGGUUCCGGGGCGGGAACAUAGGCCCCGCCCCUGUGAGUCCUGCCCAGGACACCGGAAGCGCCUGCGCUGGGCUGCGGAGUCGCGGGGCUGCGCGCCCUUGGACCAUGGCGACCCAGGCGAAGCGCCGGCGGGUGGCAGGGCUUGCGGGCAGCGAGGACCCGGCCCCGGUGGCCAGCUUCCUGAGCUGGUGCCGGCGGGUAGGACUGGAGCUGAGUCCAAAGGUGGCGGUGAGCCGGCAGGGCACGGUGGCCGGCUACGGCAUGGUGGCCCGGGAGAGCGUGCAGCCCGGGGAGCUGCUGUUCGCGGUGCCACGGGCCGCACUCCUGUCGCAGCACACCUGCUCAAUCAGCGGCCUGCUGGAGCGAGAGCGAGGCGCGCUGCAGAGCCAGUCGGGAUGGGUGCCGCUGCUGCUGGCGCUGCUGCACGAGCUGCAGGCCCCGGCCUCGCCCUGGAGCCCCUACUUUGCGCUGUGGCCCGAGCUGGGCCGCUUGGAGCACCCCAUGUUCUGGCCAGAGGAGGAGCGCCGGCGAUUGCUGCAGGGCACUGGCGUACCCGAGGCUGUGGAGAAGGAUUUGGCCAGCAUCCGCAGCGAGUAUUAUUCCAUCGUGCUGCCCUUCAUGGAAGCCCACCCCGAUCUUUUCAGCCCCACGGUUCGCUCUCUGGAACUCUACCGCCAGCUCGUGGCUCUUGUGAUGGCCUACAGGAACCACUGGAGGAAGAGGAUGAUGAAAAGGAGCCAAACUCCCCUUUGAUGGUGCCUGCUGCAGACGUACUAAACCACUUAGCCAAUCACAAUGCCAAUCUAGAAUACUCUCCAAAUUGUCUUCGGAUGGUGGCCACUCAGCCCAUUCCUAAAGGCCAUGAGAUUUUCAACACUUAUGGGCAAAUGGCUAACUGGCAGUUGAUUCACAUGUAUGGCUUUACUGAACCGUAUCCUGACAACACGGAUGACACGGCUGACAUUCAGAUGGUGACGGUUCGUGAAGCAGCGUUACAGGGAACAAAAGUUGAAGCUGAAAGGCUCCUACUGUAUGAACGCUGGGAUUUUUUAUGCAAACUGGAGAUGGUAGGGGAAGAGGGAGCCUUUGUGAUUGGGCGGGAAGAAGUGCUGACAGAAGAGGAACUGGCCAUGACACUCAAGGUACUGUGCAUGCCUGCUGAGGAGUUCAGAGAAUUUAAAGACCAGGAUGGAUGGGGAGAUGAUAAAAGGGAAGAGGACAGCCUGACAAUCACAAAUAUCCCCAAACUCAAAGCAUCAUGGAGACAGCUUCUUCGGGACAGUGUUUUAUUGACCCUGCAAACCUAUGCCACAGACUUAAAAACUGAGCAAGAUUUACUCAGUAGUAAGGAGGUCUACGCCACACUCAGCUGGAGGGAACAGCAAGCCUUACAGGUUCGUUAUGGUCAGAAGAUGAUCUUACACCAAUUGUUGGAACUGACUAACUAGCAGGUUCCCUUUUUCCUGAAGGAAUGUCCAAGAGAAGAACUUUCUGCUAAGCUGGUACACGUUGAUGCUUGAAAAGAAGGAUAAUUUGGACCUUUUGUUUUGCAUUUCAUACUAAAUACCAAAAGGAAAAGUAGCAAAACUGUUGUCUAGGAUGAAUUGCAAGGUAAGAGUGACAUGCUGAAGGAUUUGGGAACAGUAGAUGUGGGAACUGCUGCUUAUUGUUAUGAACACUAAUAAAUUUUAUUAUAGCU
Delphinapterus leucas (beluga whale) is the source of this 2467-nucleotide messenger RNA. Lineage: Eukaryota; Metazoa; Chordata; Mammalia; Artiodactyla; Monodontidae. The record is from RefSeq and is a predicted model, not a curated record.